Debaryomyces fabryi is the source of this 1293-nucleotide messenger RNA. RefSeq lists its product as uncharacterized. Gene Ontology annotation, molecular function: phosphoprotein phosphatase activity. Lineage: Eukaryota; Fungi; Ascomycota; Pichiomycetes; Serinales; Debaryomycetaceae. The transcript has a single exon. Gene Ontology annotation, cellular component: cytoplasm. Bases 1 to 1293 code for a protein of 430 amino acids. The record is from RefSeq and is a predicted model, not a curated record.
AUGACAGAUUUCCAAAUAACAUCGGGUCCAGUUGCUCCAAAAGGCGAUGGUUGGGUACAAGAAUCCUACAAAAAUUUGAUAUUGUGGAAACAAUAUACGAAUACCAAUUCUGCAGAGUUUGAAUCUGCCCAGCUAAUUCGAGAGGUCAACAUUUUGUUUGGAGACAAGGACUUACACGAUUCGAGAAUACAGUGGGAUUUCCAAUACCAGGAAUCACCCAUGCCGUUCGGGACGCUAUUACCAGUGCAUCUAUCACUAUUUAAACUUUCAAGGUCAGAGGAGCAGGAAUAUAUACAAAACUAUACAGAUUUUAGCGUCAGAAAACGAGAAGGAAAUAUAAUUACAGAUAAAUCAAAUUUUAGAAUUAUGCAAAUAAGUGACCUUCACUUCAGUUCUGAUUACGAAAUCUGUAACGAUAGUGGUUGCAAACUGGAUACUAAGACUUUAAAAUUCAUCGAAGAUUCUCUUGAAUCGGACAAUAUUGAUUUUGUCGUGAUAACAGGCGAUCUCAUAGAUCAGAUUAAAGUGAAGGACUUUAAAUCUGUAAUAUUAAAGGGACUAUCUCCAAUAUUACGCAAAAAUAUUCCAUUUAUCUUCACAUUCGGUGAGCUGGAUUUCAACGAGUUUCAUAAUAAAAACGCAAGCCUUAUUAAAUUUCAAAUUUUGCAAUUCUUAUCAUCUUUACCCAACUGCUAUAAUUAUGUUCCAAACCAAGAUAAUCAUAUACAUGGCUUAACUAAUUACAAUCUUAAACUUUUACGUAAUCUGGACUCCAAGCCAAGUGCCAUCCUAACAAUUCUUGAUUCAGAAAACCAAAAGAUCGAUGCUUCUCAGAUUAAUAGUCUCUAUAGACUAAACCGAGACUUACCACAGAAUUUGUUCAAACUCUUAUUUUUUCACUAUCCUUUGCCUAAUUUUAGACCUACUGGUAAGUUCAAAUUAGUUGGAUCCUACAAUGAAAAGCAUCAGUUGAAUGCGAAAACAAGUCAUAACUAUAGAGAUGACAUUGUCAAUUGUGGCUAUAAUGUUAUCUCUGUAGGACAUGAACAUGAAAAUGACGCUUGUGUACUUAGUGAGAAGUACCACCCCGAAACAAAAGAGAGCUUGAAUGAAAUAUGGCUUUGCUACAGUGGAAUCACUGGUGACUCCGGUGUAACUAAGUUAAAUCAAGACUUUGAUCGAAAAAUAAGAGUGUUUGAAAUAUUAUUCGAUAACAAAAGAUUGAUCAGCUGGAAGAAAAGUAUGAUCCAGGGUAUAGGUUUUGACUAUCAAAUAAUUCACCAAUUUGUAUAA